AUUCAGGACGAUGACCCUGAUUAGUACGGGUAUAUCGGAGGUGCGUGGAUUACAUGCAGUAAAAAUCACCCUUAAAUAAACAAACUAAGAAUUAAAUAAUAAUAUUAGGCUAAAGUGUAUAUUGCUUUCUGUAAGAAAUGAUGAUUACUGAAUCUCAUAUUAUUUUGACUAAGAAUCUCAUAUUAUUUUGACUUUAAAUCUUCAUAUCAAGCUUCUGAUUUUGGUAGCAAAACACUUUGUCAGAAAAUAUAAAUAUCUGAAAUAUUGCGCUCAGUAUUAUAUUUCAGUGUCCAAAUCAUGACUCUUAUCAAAUUAGUAUUCAGUGUUCUUAUUUGAUUCAGAAUGAUGCUAGUAGCCUAAAUUACUUAUCUUUUUUUUAAAUAUAAGCGAGUAUAAAAGACAUGGAGUUAAAUUCUAAAUCAUUGGUUGCUGAUUAUGAUUCUUCUAGUGAAGAUGAAAAUUCAAUUGCAUCUCCAGCGAAUACACCAAAUGAUGAUGAUCGGUUAGCCCCUGCAACGGAGAUGUUAAAUCAAACUUCCAAAGAAAUUCCUCACUCUGUAUUUACAAAUCCAUAUAAAGAAAUAGAAAGCUAUGAAAAUUCUAUUCUUGAAAAGCAUGUCAAAAUGACAACUAAUAAAGAGGUGAUGCAACUUCAAGUAAAGCCUUGCUAUAAAUUUUUUAAAGGUAAAUGUAAGCUUGGUGAAUCUUGCAAGUUUUCUCAUUGCAAUCCUAUUCAAAACACUGCACCAGACAUUAAAAAUGACAGUGAAGAAAAUGGUGAUAUCAAAACCCGGACAAAAAAACGAUGUGGAUUAAAAAAUGAUUUGGUACCUCCAAAAAAAUUUAUGAAGACCUAUAAUAAAAUGAAAUGAUUGUUUAUUUUAAUGUAUAUGUCAGUACAAAAAAAAAAUUUAUAAAUUUGUUUUCCUAUAAACUGUUUAAAAACUUCUAAUAAAUCGCAAUUUUAUUGUGUCA
This is a messenger RNA of Parasteatoda tepidariorum (common house spider), 975 nucleotides long. RefSeq lists its product as uncharacterized. The record is from RefSeq and is a predicted model, not a curated record. Lineage: Eukaryota; Metazoa; Arthropoda; Arachnida; Araneae; Theridiidae. Gene Ontology annotation, molecular function: metal ion binding.